CCCAUCACUACAUGCAGCAAAAACAACAACAACAGCGUUUGUGGUUUACGUGCGUGAAAAUUAUUUAAGUUUUGAUGAAAAAACAGUAUUUAGGACAUUGCAAUAGCAAUUCCAAGUGAUCCGUAUGCUGCGGCAAGGCACUGUGCAAUCGGCAACCAAACGCGUGACAGGGCAGAACGGUGUGAAUGGACAAAAGUGAAAACGUCUCGGCUGUCAUAGGAAAACGGGUGCCAAAACGAAAAGAAAGAAAGAGCACGCUGCCAGAAAAGCACACAAGUAGUACAAGCACAUACAUACACGCAGUGCACUCGACGCCCCUCCCACACUCUUUAAUUAGUUUGAUUUUCCAGUAGUGAAUAAAUCCACAUCCCAAACCCCCCCCACCGUGCGAGGCGUGCAAUCCCAACCAAAACCAAACCCAAUCACCACACACACACACACUUAUACAUACAUAGAAAUUGUGUAUAUUGCGUAGCAGAGAAACGCCAACGUCGACGGCAAUCAGCCAGCAGCCACACCAACAACACCAGCUCCAAAACGCCAGCGGCAAGCCGCCCAUAUGUCCACCUACAUGAUGGCCAAAACGCUGGAGGAGCAGAGUCUACGCGAGUGCGAGCACUACAUACAGACGCACGGCAUCCAGCGCGUCCUCAAAGACUGCAUCGUCCAGCUGUGUGUAUGCCGACCCGAGAAUCCCGUGCAGUUCCUGCGCCAGUACUUCCAGAAAUUAGAGCGGGAACAAGUCAAACUGGAUGCCAGCAAACAGGUCAUCAGCCCAGACGACUGCGACGAUCUCAGCCCAAUGCCACAAACAGCUGCCCCACCGGUGCGCAGGCGCGGCGGCAUCUCCGCGGAGCCUGUCACCGAGGAGGAUGCCAGCAACUAUGUGAAGAAGGUGGUGCCAAAGGACUACAAGACAAUGAAUUCCCUGUCGAAGGCCAUUGCCAAGAACGUGCUCUUUGCCCAUCUGGAUGAGAGCGAGCGCUCCGACAUAUUCGAUGCCAUGUUCCCCGUCAAUCACAUAGCCGGCGAGAACAUUAUCCAGCAGGGCGAUGAGGGCGACAACUUCUAUGUCAUUGAUGUGGGAGAGGUUGAUGUUUUCGUCAACUCUGAGCUGGUGACCACCAUCAGCGAGGGCGGCAGCUUUGGCGAACUGGCCCUGAUCUAUGGCACACCUCGGGCUGCCACCGUGCGGGCCAAGAGCGACGUGAAGCUGUGGGGCAUCGAUCGCGACUCCUACAGACGCAUUCUGAUGGGCUCCACCAUACGCAAGCGCAAGAUGUACGAGGAGUUCUUGUCCCGUGUCUCCAUUCUGGAGAGCCUGGACAAGUGGGAGCGCCUCACGGUGGCCGACUCACUGGAGACGUGCUCCUUUGACGAUGGCGAGACGAUCGUGAAGCAGGGAGCGGCGGGCGAUGACUUUUACAUCAUUCUCGAGGGCUGUGCGGUGGUGCUGCAGCAGCGAUCAGAGCAGGGCGAAGAUCCUGCAGAGGUCGGUCGCCUGGGCUCGAGCGAUUACUUUGGUGAGAUUGCCCUGCUAUUGGAUCGGCCACGCGCUGCCACUGUGGUGGCUCGCGGGCCGCUCAAGUGCGUCAAACUGGAUCGGGCGAGAUUCGAGCGCGUUUUGGGACCCUGCGCAGACAUACUCAAACGCAACAUCACGCAGUAUAACAGCUUCGUGUCGUUGUCCGUCUAAAUCAAGGACAACAGCAGAAGCAGAAGCAGCAGCAUAAAGCACACCACAUCACAGCAACAACCAACAAACAAACAAACAAACAACAACAACAACAACAACGCAGCGAACACCCACAACAAACAUCUACUAGAACAACAACAAGAUCUAGAUGAAGAGACGAAAGAGGAACCCGUAGCAUAAGGGGUUCAAGUGCUCAGCAGCAGCAAAGCAAAGAAAAUUGUAAACUAUAUGAAUUUGUAAAGUUAAUUGCCUUCCAUCCGGUCCCCAAGGGAUGGAUAGAGACCCUCAAAGAUGCAGAAUGCUUGCAAUGGAUAGGAGGGGCGGCGGGAGGAGGACGUUUCCAGAGCCCAGGACAAAACUAUUUUAAUUAAAAUGAUUCUGUAUGUUGUGCUGAAAGUUACAUAUACCACUACUGUUCGUGUACACGUGUGUUCUGUUCUCUGUGUACAGAUUGCGGCGGCAUGUUUCCCCUACGCAGCUCGACUCUGCGACACUGCAACACUGGAGCUAGUAUUUCUUUUCGCUUUUUUUUCGCCAUGACUCUACUUCUGAAUGACAAUUUCUCUACACAUUUCUCUACGAACAAAGAGUCUGCAACUCUUUUUCAAACAUCUAUUUGUCUAACAAAUGGAACAUGCUGCCACCCAAAAACAAAAAAAAAACAAAACAAAAUGAAAGAAAGAAAGAAAAGAAAAACGUUUCAUUAAAUAUUCAAAAAGAUGUCUGAAUGUUUUUUUGAGCAAAAGAAUUAAAACAAAAUAAAAGAAAUAUGUGUAAUAAGGAAAAUUAGCCACCCACACAUGCACUCACAUACAUACAUACAUACGAAAAAUUUGCGGACGAGAGCUGGGGAGAAGAAAAGUCAGUCACAUAGAAAAAGUGAAAGGAAAAAGCAAAACAAACAAUUUCUGAACAGUUUUUAAUUUUAGUAAAUUAUUUUUAAACAUACAAUUUAGCGGCUAGCAUGAAGAGUCGGAAAAUUCGAUGAAAAUAUUUAAUUGAAAUUAAAACAAACACAAAAACAACAAAAAAUAAGAACAAUUCCCCCUCAAUUCUUGUUGUUGUUUCUUCACGAACUUAGUUUUAUUAUUAAUAUUAUUAUUUUUGUAUAAUUACGAUUUGUUAACCCCCCACUAAUUUAAGCUUUUGGCUUAUGUUAUACGAACUGUUAUACCAUUGAAAUUA
This is a messenger RNA of Drosophila obscura, 2881 nucleotides long. RefSeq names its product cAMP-dependent protein kinase type I regulatory subunit (gene Pka-R1). Lineage: Eukaryota; Metazoa; Arthropoda; Insecta; Diptera; Drosophilidae. Gene Ontology annotation, biological process: regulation of protein phosphorylation. The coding region runs from base 560 to 1696 and encodes 378 amino acids. The record is from RefSeq and is a predicted model, not a curated record. The transcript is spliced from 5 exons. Gene Ontology annotation, cellular component: cAMP-dependent protein kinase complex. Gene Ontology annotation, molecular function: cAMP-dependent protein kinase regulator activity.